AUGUUCCCAUGUGCUGAUAGCAAGACCAGUAGCAGUAGUAACAUUGGUGGCGGCGGUUGCACCAGCAGUAGUAUAAUGAAGUUCUACCUAUUCGUUGCCAUUGUCGUAUGCGAAUCGUGCAAUUACUUCUCACGUGCGGAGUAUGACGCGAUCGGGGAGCUAGUGGGACCUGGACAUCGAUUGGCGCUAGAAGAAUAUAGAGAAACAGGUUAUGAACCGUGGUACCCAUGGGCGGGUGGUACCGUGAAACGCAACGCUAAGUCAGACAUUCAAACACGCCGCCGUAGCGCCCUCGACAAGAAUUUCAUGCGGUUUGGACGCUCGGACCGAGAUAUUUCACGACAGACACGUGCCAACCUGAUGCGAUUCGGGCGCCCAGACCGAAACUUCCUGCGGUUUGGCCGGGACAGUCGGACGUAUGAAAUUGAAGGUCGCGAAGACGACUUAAGUAAAGAGUAUGCAACCUCUACCGAACAGCUGGAGCCACUAGUCAGAGGAGAUGAAUCCAGCAUGGCCAGUAAGCGAAAUAGCGCUGGAGGCACCUCUGAGGAAAUGUUUGAAGGGACAGAUCUGUCAGAGUCGGGAGAGCAGAUCAAACCGAAGCAGAUCGUGUACUACCGGCGUGAUUCGCCGAAAAAUUUGAUGCGAUUUGGGAAGCGGCGCUCGGGGAGUUCCGGAUACAUGCGCUUCGGUCGAGCUGGGAACUUGAUGAGAUUCGGACGAUCAGGCGACGAACCCUCCGAUCCGUUUGGACGUUCGUCCCGUUUUAGCAAUCCGAUGCGUUUUGGUCGUGCCGGUAAUCUGAUGCGGUUUGGUAGAACUAGUAAUAAGACCAGAGUGGCUAUUAGCGUAUCGAAUGCGACCGGUCAACCGCCUUCGGAUACGUUACCACCAAACUUACAUGAAUUGUUCGAGAAGAAACCUGCUAUCCGUGAGUUGCAGGAAGCGAUAGAGGUAGCCGAAAUGGACGAUAGUGUUCCGUUGUACAUAGUGGAUAAGUAGUGUGCAUCCGAUCACACAACGGCUAACAUGGCACUUGAUUGUACAGGGCAAACCAGGAAAUAAUGGAUAGAGAAGAAUAAGGACGGCAGAGGAAAACAAGAUACCACGACAACACAUCCUAAACAGAUAACCCCUCUCUCCUUCGUUCCGUGCAGCAAAAUGGCGUAUUGUUGAUAGAACUACACUCAUGAACACGAGCAACACUAAUCUUCAAAAUAUUUGCGUUCAUCGUGUGAAACGAUCCCAAAAAGAAAAGGCUGGUAUCAACAAUGCUGUUCCAUUUUGCGUCACACACACAUACACACGGCACGGACGUGGAUGAGAUCGGCUACUGCAGUAAGCGGAAAAGGAUGUGAAGGAAGAAAAAGCUAUCGCUAAUCAUCUGACCGAAAGAACGAAAAAUAGACACCUUACUCGUACGCGAUAUUAUCAAAUAAUCUCCCUGUUUCGCUAGUGUCCAUUGGAACGCAUCGUCGCUUCGAACGAUUAAGGUAAAGAGCUAAAGAUAACCAUGUCCUCCUGGCUAUGGGGGAAGCAAGGAUAUGAAAAUCCAAGAUGUAAACUAACGGCAAAAAUGGAAGUCAUAUAGAAUAUGGCUGAAGUUAUAUACAAUACGCUACCGCUGGGAAGCUGUAUUUGAAUACUGAAGUAGUAGAACUGAAUCAUAACAAAGCAACGCAAGACAGCGACGAUUAAUAUGUUUCAAUAUAUACGUAUACAUCUACAAAAACACGCAAGAAUAAAUUAUUAUAAUAAAAACAAAAGUUAGUAACGCGGCAGAAGCAGGAGGCAACUUAUACCUUAGCAAAACACAGGUCCUUUCUUCAUCAUGUUUGUGUGCUGUGUACACUACAGAACAAGCAUUAAACGUUGUUAUAAUCAGAGCAACCGCAAAUAAAACUACCAUUAGAUAUGAUGGACGAGAAACUGGUCAUAUAUGUAUAAAAUAAAGUAAU
Molecule: messenger RNA, 1958 nt
Organism: Anopheles nili
Lineage: Eukaryota; Metazoa; Arthropoda; Insecta; Diptera; Culicidae
Gene: FMRFa
Product: FMRFamide-related peptides
Exons: 2
Coding region: 1-1002 (333 amino acids)
Biological process (GO): neuropeptide signaling pathway
Source: RefSeq, a predicted model, not a curated record